UAAAGAAAUUCUAUUCUUCUGCUAAUCAUCAACCUUUAUUCUCGUGGGGGCUUACAAGAAGGAGCAACAUAGAACAUAGCUUCUUCUCCAAUACAUAGACGGCCAACGCCGGCGAUAUCGGCGGCGUAGGAGAUGAAAAAUCGUAGGAAACUCAGUGGUGUUUGCGGAAGCGACGUCGUUCUAACGUGGAGGACGUUUUUCUGGUUCGUCGUUCUGUUUGUCUUCUCCUUCGUUCUCUUCUCCACCAUGUUCGUCUUUAGAGGUAAGUUUCGCCCGGUGGUACGUACGACGAUAAACUUCCCAACGGCCAAAGCGGUUCUCCGCCGUGAGUCCGUAACGCUGUCUCCGGCGGUUUCGAUUCGCGAAGCGGUGAAGUUACCUGAGCAGACGCUGGUUUUCCUUAAAUACCCUCCGUCUCUUCGGUUAUAUACCAAAGGCGAUCUGGUUUGCGUUUUCUCCGGCGGCGGUGACUCGUCGAAGCUACGGAAGGAGUAUCCGACGGCGGUUGACAGCGACAAAUUUAACGGCCAGAUCGUACGGUGCCCUGAAACGCCACGUGGAUACAACGUAUCGCUUGCGGUGUCGAGAUGGACGGCGGAUGAUCACAUUCCCGCUGGGCCCACUCACCAAUGGGAUUGGCUUGUUUACGACGCCGUGAUCGAUCACGAUAACUCCACGGUGGUUUUCGUCAAGGGUUUAAAUCUACGGCCGGGGAGAGUUGCCGACGUGUCGAGAUACGAGUGCGUGUACGGCUGGGAUUUCGCGAGACAUAAUCGGUUAAUAAGAUCAGACGUGAUCUCCGCGGCGCAGGAGAUUAUACGGUGCAGAACUCCGUUAACUGUGUUAGAUGGCGGCCCAAAAUCAGCCCAUGGGCCGGUUAAAGUCUCGGUUAGAAUUAAAGGAGGAACCGGAAUGCUUCCCUCGAUCGCUCAACCGGGUCGGAUCAUUAACCCGCCGCGACGGAAACCGUUUGAGAUGUGCGUCUGUACCAUGACGCGAAACGCAGCCGCCGUUUUAAGAGAGUGGGUGAUGUACCACGCCGGAAUCGGCGUUCAGCGGUGGUUCAUCUACGACAACAACAGCGACGACGAUAUAAUCGCAGAGAUCAGAGAUCUCAAAAGCCGCGGCUACAACAUCACGAGACAUUUCUGGCCGUGGAUCAAGACUCAGGAAGCGGGAUUCUCCAAUUGCGCGAUUCGUGCAAGGAGCGAUUGCGAUUGGGUCGCGUUCAUCGACGUCGACGAGUUCUACUACAUCCCUUCCGGUCAAACAUUAACCAGCAUCAUCAGAAACCACACCGUCUCCAAUACGAUAGGUGAAAUUCGAACGCCGUGCCACAGUUUUGGACCGUCCGGUUUGCGUAAACGGCCUCGUGGUGGAGUCACUGAGGGAUACACUUGCCGUGUGGUUUUACCGGAGAGACACAAAAGCAUACUCCGGCCGGAGGCGAUGAACGCGACGCUGAUCAACGUGGUGCACCAUUUUCAUUUGAAAGAUACGUUCACGUUUGCUGACGUGGAUAAGGAUGUUAUGGUAAUUAACCACUACAAGUAUCAGGUUUGGGAGGUUUUUAAAGAGAAGUUUUAUAGGAGAGUCGCGACUUACGUGGCGGAUUGGCAGAACGAUGAGAAUGUGGGGUCGAGAGAUCGGGCACCCGGUUUGGGAACCCGACCGGUCGAACCACCUGAUUGGGCCGAGAGAUUCUGUGAGGUUAAUGACACUGGGCUUAGAGAUCAAGUAUGGGAGAGGUUCAAAGACAAUAAAACGCAGCGUUUGAUAUGGGAAGGAGAGGAAGAUGAAGAUAGAAUCUCGAAAAUGGUGAGUGAAACACCAUCCAAAGCUACUAAUCGAUCCGUAGAUGGAUCAAGCGCGGAGAUUUUUAUCAGCCCGAGAUUCAAAUCGGCGGCGGCUCUGGCGGGUUGGGACGAAGAGGAUCUGAUAAUCGCUAGCUUCGUGGUGGAAGACACCCCUGAAAGAAGUUCAUCUAAGAGAAGGAGACGAUCCAAUCUGUUGUCUAAAACAAGCCCACCUUCUUCGGGUUCAAGAAGGAGGCAAAGGAUUAAGCAGAGUUCUAAUCCGUUACCUGUUAUUGAUCUUGAUGAAGUAAUUAGACGCGAAGAGGAAAAAUCUGCAGAGAAGAAGAAGAGAAAGAACAAGGAGACAAAACCAGAAACAAAAGAAGAGAAGAAGGCAGAGGAGGAUGAGAAGAUCUUGCCAGAGGAGAAGAACACAACUUCUGUUGUUCUUCCUUGCAUUGAUAAGCUUCGUGACGAGCUGUCUUGUGCAAUUUGUCUUGAGAUUUGCUUUGAACCAAGUACUACAACUUGUGGACACAGCUUCUGCAAGAAGUGUUUACGGUCUGCAGCAGAUAAGUGUGGAAGGAAAUGCCCUAAAUGCAGGCAACUUAUAGGAAAUGGAAAGUAUUGCACGGUGAAUACGGUUCUUUGGAACACAAUCCAGCUUCUGUUCCCUAAAGAAGUCGAAGCACAGCGAGCUUCUGCUUCCGCUAACUUCCUAAGCAAGGAAACGCCGACCCCUAGAGACUCUAAUCAUAGGCUAAGAAGCAGGAACAGAGAAACUGCGCUUCAAGCUAGGUUGCAGAGAGAGGAUAUCUCGAGGUUACUUGUGUCUGAAGAGAGAAGCGAGAGGAGGAGGAGAGGGGGGAGUGUGAGGUUGGAUCAAGAUAGUGAUGCAGCGUUCGCGUUGCGGUUACAGCGGCAGGAAUUCGCGUCUGCGUUUGGCGUUACGGCGGCUGGGGCAACUUCCUCUUCUUCUUCUUCUUCUUCUUCUUCGUCGGAUGUUUCUCUGUCGAGAGCAAGAGCUAACCUACGAGCUAUGGCGUCAAGAGCUGCUCGCAGGCAAUGAUAGAUGGUUGCUGAUGAAUGAUGAUGAUCAUUUUAUCAAUGACAUCUUAAAACCAACCACAUUGUGUUCCUUUACGUUUUCUUGCAACAACGCAUUGUAAAACUUCAUUGUUGUCUCUUUUCCGUUUACUUGAAAUCUAUAUUUCUUAGAGAACGUUUUG
Messenger RNA from Brassica oleracea var. oleracea, 3025 nucleotides. Its product is annotated as UPF0392 protein RCOM_0530710-like. The record is from RefSeq and is a predicted model, not a curated record. The coding region runs from base 133 to 2865 and encodes 910 amino acids. The transcript is spliced from 8 exons. Gene Ontology annotation, molecular function: metal ion binding. Lineage: Eukaryota; Viridiplantae; Streptophyta; Magnoliopsida; Brassicales; Brassicaceae.